GAUUUUCUUCAGGAACUCAUAGAACAUUGUUACCCGUCUCGAUCAUCUUUUUGUCUCCUACCAAACAUACCACAAUGUCGGCCGACGCUGAUACCACGGAGUCGCAGUUCCAGAAGAUCGGGGAUAUCGUUGAGCGGAACGAUGACACUGGUCUCAUGCAGGUCGAAAGUCUCUGCAUGAACUGCCACGAAAAUGGAACUACCCGCCUGCUACUCCUCCGUGUACCUUUCUUCCGUGAUCUCAUUCUCGAGUCCUUCGAAUGUCCGCACUGUUUCUUCAAGAACAAUUCCAUCAAGUCUGCCGGCCAGAUCCAAGAAUUGGGAUGCAAAUAUACCCUGGAAGUUGAGAAUGCGGAGGAUUUACAGCGUCAAGUCGUCCGAAGUGAUGUAGCCGUGUUCAAAAUCGAAUCCCUUGGUAUUGAGAUGCCGAAAGAGGGACAACUCACAACCGUCGAGGGUCUCGUUCAACGGAUACAUGAGUCCCUGUCGAGUGAACAACCCCUCCGCAAAGUCCAGGCGCCUGAAGUUCAUGACGCCCUGGUGCCUCUGAUUCAGAAACUAGAGGAUUACCUCAACGGGACCGGAUUUCCCUUCACCAUUUCUCUAGAUGAUUAUACGGGUAACUCUUGGAUUGCCCCCAACACCGCAGAUAAGGGCAACAAGUACAAGCGAAGCGAGUACCCCCGGACUCAAGCACAAAACGAAGAGCUUGGCCUUAGCUCUGAUGCCCAGCCCGCUGGCAUCAAGCGGGUUGACGGAUUUGGAGAUCCCGAAGAUCUGGAUCUUGUUGAUGGGGUUUACUCCUUGCCCGCUAAUUGUCCCGGCUGUGCGAAGGACUGUGAGGUCAACAUGCAGAAAAUCUCCAUCCCGCAUUUUAAGGAAGUAUUCAUUUGGGCAACUGUCUGCCCCCAUUGUGGCUAUAAGUCAAACGAAGUCAAGACCGGAGGCGCAAUUCCAGAGAAGGGCACCCGUAUCACAUUAUCCGUUCAAAAUGAGGUGGACUUGAACCGAGACGUCCUUAAGUCUAAUAGUUGCUCUAUGUACAGUGAGGAGCUGGAGCUUGAAGUUCAAUCCGGCACCCUGGGAUCCCGAUUCACCACCAUCGAAGGUAUUCUGACUGAGAUUCGUGAUCAACUGACCUCCACAAUCUUCGAUGUUGAGGACACCGCUCGGCAGGGUGGAGAUAGUAUGCCUGGGGAGGAAAAGAGCAAGUGGGACAGCUUCUUUGCACGCCUUGAGAAGGCGAUCAGCGGUGAACUGAAAUUCACGAUCACCUUGGUGGACCCGCUGUCAAACAGUUAUGUGCAGGACCUGUGCGCGCCUGCGGCUGAUCCGCAGCUCACGGUUGAAGAGUAUACCCGGACUGAAGAGGAGGAAGAAGAGUUUGGAUUAAAAGAUAUGAAGACUGAGGGAUAUGAGCAGGACGCCGAGGAUAAACAGCAGUAGAGGGGGGUGUUUGGGUCUGACGUCGACUUACUAAAUAUAUCCAGAUCAGCGGUGAAAUAAAUACGAUUAUUCUAGUAGAAUGCUGAUAUUUCUUGGAAUAUCUGCCAGUUUCUUUGGGCUCUUAAUAAUCCUUGCAUCUUAUUGGUUCAAGGAAACUAAAUGUAUUCCUGAUCCCAACCAUGAUUUCGGGUACUGAUAUAUAUAUACUAGUAGACAACAGUAGUUGCAGGUAAAUAUGAUAUGAUCAAAGUACGAUGUGAUAGUGAAGUAUUAAUUUAUAAGAGAUUUCUAUAAUUCGGGAGAGACGUAGACGAGAAAGGAAAUUGGCUAUAAUAUUAUGAAAGUGAA
Molecule: messenger RNA, 1793 nt
Organism: Aspergillus welwitschiae
Lineage: Eukaryota; Fungi; Ascomycota; Eurotiomycetes; Eurotiales; Aspergillaceae
Gene: zpr1
Product: zinc finger-containing protein ZPR1
Exons: 4
Coding region: 75-1445 (456 amino acids)
Cellular component (GO): nucleus; cytoplasm
Molecular function (GO): zinc ion binding
Source: RefSeq, a predicted model, not a curated record